AUGACAGCCAAAGAACCUUUACCAGAGUCAGACGAUGAUGAUUUCGAAAAGGUGAGCAAAGAUAAAAGUAGCGACAAAGCUCCGGCUGUCAAAAGGGGCAAGAAAGCAAAGCGAGAAGAGACACCUGAAACCAAAGAAAAGACACCAGAAAGUAAAGAAACGACACCAGAAAGUAGAGAGACGACACCAGAAAGCGAAGAAGAUGAGGUGUAUGGUGCAUCUGCUACUUUGAAAUCUAGCUUGGUGAUUCCCCAUCCAAAGGGAAGUCCCUUUCCUGAUGCUAUUUCACCCUCGACGUUGGAAUUUAUGGCAGGAUUGGCAGUGAACAAUGAUCGAGAUUAUAUGCGAUUGCAUGCUAAAGAAUGGAUUGAUGUCAAAAAGGACUUUAUUGAUUUUUGUGGAUUGAUUAUGACAGAAUUGAACCAAGCAGAUCCGAGUGUGUUGGUAGAAGAUGCCAAAAAUGCUAUGUACAGACAGCACCGUGAUCUUCGGUUCAGUAACGACAAGAGGCCUUAUAAGACCUAUCUCUCUGGCUCAUUUUCUGCUGAAGGUCGUAAAUUUGAACGUGCCGGCUAUUUCAUCUCGCUCGAACCAGGUAAUAAGAGUAUGGUAGCUGCAGGUGUGUGGCAGCCUGACAAAUAUAAACUCCAAAGAAUGCGUGAUAAUAUCAUUCGACAUGGUGAUUUAUUACGUGAGGCACUUUCAACCGAUGCAAUCAUUGAGGAAUUUGAUGGAGAAUCUGGUGUAGAUAUUCUGGAAAAAAGUGAUAUGCUGAAGGUUGCACCCAAAGGCAUCGAAAGGGAUCAUCCUGAAAUUGAACUCUUACGGUACAGGAGUUUUGCUGUUAGGAAGAACUUUACUGAUGAAGAGGUAGUGAGUGCUGGAUUUCUGGAUAAAGUGAUGGACACGUAUGAAGCGUUAAUUCCUUUCAUUGCUCUCAUAAAUUCGUGGUUAUAA
Molecule: messenger RNA, 957 nt
Organism: Mucor mucedo
Lineage: Eukaryota; Fungi; Mucoromycota; Mucoromycetes; Mucorales; Mucoraceae
Exons: 1
Coding region: 1-957 (318 amino acids)
Source: RefSeq, a predicted model, not a curated record